Messenger RNA from Daucus carota subsp. sativus, 1170 nucleotides. RefSeq lists its product as uncharacterized. The transcript has a single exon. Lineage: Eukaryota; Viridiplantae; Streptophyta; Magnoliopsida; Apiales; Apiaceae. Gene Ontology annotation, molecular function: zinc ion binding; nucleic acid binding. The coding region runs from base 1 to 1170 and encodes 389 amino acids. The record is from RefSeq and is a predicted model, not a curated record.
AUGGCAGCAUCAAAAUCAACAUUGGAGGAAUUGUAUGCACGAUUAUCAUUGGAGGAUGAGGAUGAAGGGGGGAUUGUGGUGGCAGAGAGUGAGAUCAAAAAACGUGCUACAUAUGGUCUGGUAGGGCGUUUUCUGACGGAGAAGAACAUAAACUUCAAUGCAAUGCAGAAUGUUAUUGCUUCGUUAUGGCGUCCCAGAGAAGGCAUGGAAAUCGUUGAUUUGGGUGGUCAAAGAUAUUCAUUCGUGUUCUAUCAUGUCUUGGAUAUGCAGAAAGUGUUGGAAGGAGGUCCAUGGACAUUUGAACAGAACCUAUUAGUGUAUCAUUGCCUCAAGGAAAGUGAAGAUCCACAUACAGUAAGUUUAAAUACUUCGGAUAUCUGGGUCCAAGUUUAUGAUCUCCCAACUGGUUUUGCUUCUGAGAAUAUUUUUCGAAACAUUGGUAAUUAUGUUGGUAGUUUUGUUAAAUCAGACCCUAUUAAUGUCAAUGGUGGAUGGAGGUUAUAUUCACGAAUUCGAGUUACGUUGGAUAUUGACAAACCCAUAAGGCGGAGAAUGAAAAUUAAGAGGGAUGGAGGUGAGUGGAGUUGGAUUAAUUUCAAAUAUGAAAGACUUAGUUCCUUUUGCUUCGUAUGUGGUCUGCUUGGGCAUCAGGAGAGGGAUUGUGCUAUCGUAUAUGCGAAUCCGGAUAAGGAGAUAGUCCGUGCGUAUGGAGCAUGGUUGCGGGCACCAAAUAAGAAUUCUAAGAACAUGAAUCUAGGAGCGAAGUGGUUACGUAAUGGGGGAGAUAAUAACAGAGCAUGGGAUGAAGGUAUGUCCAAUAUCCAGAAACAAACCACUGUGCAAGGUGGCAGGACGGUGGUAGCGCGUUUCAUGGAAGUUGAUGGGGUAAUUUCCGAGAUUCAAGGGGAGAGCGGGGGGAUUAAAGUGGUGCCAAGAAAUCAGGAGAACAGUUUGGAUAACAGCAAGAUAGGGGAUCAAUUAGCUGAUAAAGCGGGAGGAGAAAAUUUCGAAAAAGAUACAGUUGUAACUGAUCCCAAAAGGAGACGUGUGGUGCAUGAAAAUACUAUGGGCUAUGAAACUGGGGAUUUACUUAAUGGGCCUGUUGAUUUAGAUGGGCCAAAAAACUUGAUAGAGGCGGGUCCUGUGGUGCAGGCCCGCCUAAAACAAUGA